Molecule: messenger RNA, 3357 nt
Organism: Rana temporaria (common frog)
Lineage: Eukaryota; Metazoa; Chordata; Amphibia; Anura; Ranidae
Product: collagen alpha-1(I) chain-like
Exons: 3
Coding region: 1-3357 (1118 amino acids)
Source: RefSeq, a predicted model, not a curated record
AUGACGGCGGAGGGGGGAGGAGGAGUUUCCCGCCAGCUGCUGCUUACCAGGUUUCCCGCGAAAGUUGAAAGCGAGGAUUGCCGGGAGAGCAAAAAAUUAGAAUACAGAGAGAUCACAGGGGCUCCCGGGGGUCGCUGCGGUGCUCGGAGGUCACAGGGGCUCCCGGGGGUCGCUGCGGUGCUCGGAGGUCACAGGGGCUCCCGGGGGUCGCUGCGGUGCUCGGAGGUCACAGGAGCCCCCGGGGGUCGCUGUGGUGCUCAGAGGUCACAGGGGCUCCCGGGGGUCGCUGCGGUGCUCGGAGGUCACAGAAGCCCCCGGGGGUCGCUGUGGUGCUCGGAGGUCACAGGGGCUCCCGGGGGUCGCUGCGGUGCUCGGAGGUCACAGGGGCUCCCGGGGGUCGCUGUGGUGCUCGGAGGUCACAGGGGCUCCCGGGGGUUGCUGCGGUGCUCGGAGGUCACAGGGGCUCCCGGGGGUCGCUGCAGUGCUCGGAGGUCACAGGCUCCCGGGGGUCGCUGCGGUUCCUCGGAGGUCACGGGCUCCCGGGGGUCGCUGCGGUUCCUCGGAGGUCACGGGCUCCCGGGGGUCGCUGCGGUUCCUCGGAGGUCACGGGCUCCCGGGGGUCGCUGCGGUUCCUCGGAGGUCACAGGGGCUCCCGGGGGUCGCUGCGGUUCCUCGGAGGUCACAGGGGCUCCCGGGGGUCGCUGCGGUUCCUCGGAGGUCACAGGGGCUCCCGGGGUUCGCUGCGGUUCCUCGGAGGUCACAGGGGCUCCCGGGGGUCGCUGCGGUGCUCGGAGGUCACAGGAGCUCCCGGGGGUCCCUGUGGUCACAGGGGCUCCUGGGGGUCGCUGCGGUGCUCGGAGGUCACAGGAGCCCCGGGGGUCGCUGCGGUGCUCGGAGGUCACAGGGGCUCCCGGGGGUCGCUGCGGUGCUCGGAGGUCACAGGGGCUCCCGGGGGUCGCUGCGGUGCUCGGAGGUCACAGGGGCUCCCGGGGGUCGCUGCGGUGCUCGGAGGUCACAGGGGCUCCCGGGGGUCGCUGCGGUGCUCGGAGGUCACAGGGGCUCCCGGGGGUCGCUGCGGUGCUCGGAGGUCACAGGGGCACCCGGGGGUCGCUGCGGUGCUCGGAGGUCACAGGGGCUCCCGGGGGUCGCUGCGGUGCUCGGGGGUCACAGGAGCCCCCGGGGGUCGCUGAGGUGCUCGGAGGUCACAGGAGCCCCGGGGGUCGCUGCCGUGCUUGGAGGUCACAGGAGCUCCCGGGGGUCGCUGCGGUGCUUGGAGGUCACAGGGGCCCCCGGGGGUCGCUGCGGUGCUCGGAGGUCACAGGGGCCCCCGGGGGCCGCUGCGGUUCCUCGGAGGUCACAGGAGCUCCCGGGGGCCGCUGCGGUUCCUCGGAGGUCACAGGGGGUCGCUGCGGUUCCUCGGAGGUCACAGCGGCUCCCGGGGGUCGCUGCGGUUCCUCGGAGGUCACAGCGGCUCCCGGGGGUCGCUGCGGUUCCUCGGAGGUCACAGGGGCUCCCGGGGGUCGCUGCGGUUCCUCGGAGGUCACAGGAGCUCCCGGGGGUCGCUGCGGUUCCUCGGAGGUCACAGGAGCUCCCGGGGGUCGCUGCGGUUCCUCGGAGGUCACAGAAGCUCCCGGGGGUCGCUGCGGUUCCUCGGAGGUCACAGGGGCUCCCGGGGGUCGCUGCGGUUCCUCGGAGGUCACAGGAGCUCCCGGGGGUCGCUGCGGUUCCUCGGAGGUCACAGAAGCUCCCGGGGGUCGCUGCGGUUCCUCGGAGGUCACAGGGGCUCCCGGGGGUCGCUGCGGUGCUCGGAGGUCACAGGGGCUCCCGGGGGUCGAUGCGGUUCCUCGGAGGUCACAGGGGCUCCCGGGGGUCGCUGCGGUGCUCGGAGGUCACAGGGGCUCCCGGGGGUCGCUGCGGUGCUCGGAGGUCACAGGAGACCUGGGGGUCGCUGCGGUGCCCGGAGGUCACAGGGGCUCCUGGGGGUCGCUGCGGUGCUCGGAGGUCACAGGGCCUCCCGGGGGUCGCUGCGGUGCCCGGAGGUCACAGGGGCUCCCGGGGGUCGCUGCGGUGCCCGGAGGUCACAGGAGCCCCCGGGGGUCGCUGCGGUGCCCAGAGGUCACAGGGGCUCCUGGGGGUCGCUGCGGUGCUCGGAGGUCACAGGGGCUCCUGGGGGUCGCUGCGGUGCUCGGAGGUCACAGGGGCUCCCGGGGUCGCUGCGGUGCUCGGAGGUCACAGAAGCUCCCGGGGGUCGCUGCGGUUCCUCGGAGGUCACAGGGGCUCCCGGGGGUCGCUGCGGUGCUCGGAGGUCACAGGGGCUCCCGGGGGUCGAUGCGGUUCCUCGGAGGUCACAGGGGCUCCCGGGGGUCGCUGCGGUGCUCGGAGGUCACAGGGGCUCCUGGGGGUCGCUGCGGUGCUCGGAGGUCACAGGAGACCUGGGGGUCGCUGCGGUGCCCGGAGGUCACAGGGGCUCCCGGGGGUCGCUGCGGUGCCCGGAGGUCACAGGGGCUCCUGGGGGUCGCUGCGGUGCUCGGAGGUCACAGGGGCUCCCGGGGGUCGCUGCGGUGCCCGGAGGUCACAGGGGCUCCCGGGGGUCGCUGCGGUUCCUCGGAGGUCACAGGAGCUCCCGGGGGUCGCUGCGGUUCCUCGGAGGUCACAGAAGCUCCCGGGGGUCGCUGCGGUUCCUCGGAGGUCACAGGGGCUCCCGGGGGUCGCUGCGGUGCUCGGAGGUCACAGGGGCUCCCGGGGGUCGAUGCGGUUCCUCGGAGGUCACAGGGGCUCCCGGGGGUCGCUGCGGUGCUCGGAGGUCACAGGGGCUCCCGGGGGUCGCUGCGGUGCUCGGAGGUCACAGGGGCUCCCGGGGGUCGCUGCGGUGCUCGGAGGUCACAGGAGACCUGGGGGUCACUGCGGUGCCCGGAGGUCACAGGGGCUCCUGGGGGUCGCUGCGGUGCCCGGAGGUCACAGGGGCUCCCGGGGGUCGCUGCGGUGCCCGGAGGUCACAGGGGCUCCCGGGGGUCGCUGCGGUGCCCGGAGGUCACAGGAGCCCCCGGGGGUCGCUGCGGUGCCCGGAGGUCACAGGGGCUCCUGGGGGUCGCUGCGGUGCCCGGAGGUCACAGGGGCUCCUGGGGGUCGCUGCGGUGCCCGGAGGUCACAGGGGCUCCCGGGGGUCGCUGCGGUGCCCGGAGGUCACAGGGGCUCCCGGGGGUCGCUGCGGUGCCCGGAGGUCACAGGAGCCCCCGGGGGUCGCUGCGGUGCCCGGAGGUCACAGGGGCUCCUGGGGGUCGCUGCGGUGCUCGGAGGUCAAAGGGGCCCCCGGGGGUCCCUGUGGUGGGUCACAGGAGGAGCACUAAGACAAUAUAG